This is a messenger RNA of Metopolophium dirhodum (rose-grain aphid), 2642 nucleotides long. RefSeq lists its product as uncharacterized. The transcript has 7 exons. NCBI's taxonomy places the organism in Eukaryota, Metazoa, Arthropoda, Insecta, Hemiptera, Aphididae. The record is from RefSeq and is a predicted model, not a curated record. Bases 190 to 2376 code for a protein of 728 amino acids.
ACUGUCCCGACUCCCGACUGCAAUCUGCAAUGGUCGGCGGUUGAACAUUGUACUCCAUUCUGUGGUUGUACCUCCUUCUUAUUUUUGUUUUAUGAUUUUUUAGAUACAUUGAAGUUUUUGUUGUGCGCUCUUGUUUUUUCAUCUAUGAUUGGCUAACUUGUGAUACACUCGUGUUUUUUACACUUAAAAAUGGCUGGUUAUGAUGAUCAGUUGUCUGAUGCGAUGGGUACUUUGUCCUUCGACAAUGACCACUGGAAUGAACUCGGAUUGGACAACAGUAUUCGGACACAGUUAAGAAAAAUCGAAAAUGAAUUUGAAUCCAUUUUCUCUUGGGACAUUCAAAAAUUAACAGGUAUCAGUCAAAAUCUUAUGAUGACCCUUAUUGAUAAGGUUCAUGAAAAACAAGAAAUGAUCAUAGACAAGGAUGAUGAAUUCAAUUUGAAUAGGUUUUAUUUACAAUUAGUAGCUAGUUAUGAACUUUAUAAUAACAAAAGUUAUCAGGAAUCAUAUUUGGAAAUUGAAAGCGUUCUUAAAUUUAUGAAAACCUGUAAAUUUGACGAGUCAAAUGAACAGUACUCUGAUGCUUACUACCAUAUUGCUUGUGCCACCAAUGCUUAUAUUGCACUAUCAUUGAAAAUUGAUUCAGAAAAGUUAUUGAAGAAUAUUAAACUAAUAAACAAUUUUAAUCGAGCUGAAAAAGCUGCGGUUUGUGCUGUUAAAGCCAGAGUUUUUAUGGAGUACCCACCUAAAGGAAAUGAUAUUGCUUUAAAAUUUGCUGAUCGAGCUCGUACCCUCCACUCUACUGAACCUGAAUGGAUAAUCAUUUGGUUAAAAGCCAAAGGACGAGUAAGACGUUAUUACGAACAAUAUAAAAUGCCAGGGGAUGAUGAAAUAGAUGCUGCAGAAAUUUUAUGUUCUACAAAAACUAAGGCUCGACUUUUAAUUCAAGCUUCUAAACUUUAUAUGGAAGCAGCAUUUGUUAAUAAAUUAAAAAAUAACAAAGAUGAGUCAAAACAAUUUUAUAAGCUUUCAUAUGAUAUUACUGAAAAAUCAGUUGAAUUAGCCAAAGACGACACAAAACAACUUUAUUCUUGUCUACUGACAUGUAUCGAUUAUCCUAAAGAGUUAUUGUCAAAAUCUAUGAUGGACAAUAUAAUUACAAAACUGGCAAAUGUUGAAAAUAGCCGUGUGGAUCAAGUUCUAGGCAAAUAUUAUUUAAAGCAUGAAAUGGAUUAUGAAAAAGCAAAAAUGCAUUUAUCUCGUGGAAUGGCUGCUGGUCAUUUUAGUAGUUCAUUGCAGUUAAUAAAAGUAGAGUGCCUGUUGCAACCUGUUGAUACAUUUCCUCUUGUGAAGACAUUAAAUAUGAUGUAUGAUGUUUUUCCAAGUCCAAAAAGAAGACUUAUUAUUUUAUCACAAAUAUUGAUAUAUUACAAUUACUGUGAAAAUAAUCCAAAAGAAAUGAUGCGCUUCCUAAAAAUGUACAUUGAUCAAGAGAUUGAUGAUACAUUUAAAAAACGCCAUUUAAUUUUUGCUCAUCCAUUAUUUAAAGUUAACGGAUUCAGAUCAAAACAAUUUUUAAAUGUACUAUGCCUAAAAGUUAAAGAAAUUAUAAACAAGAAUAAGUGGAAUAAAGAAGAAAAAAUUAUGGUUGACAAUACAUUUGAUCAGUUGAAUAAAAUAUCAAAAUUACAUUUUUAUGACAGUCAAUAUAAUAAUGAUAAUAAAACUGCUUUUCAUAGUAAAAAUGAAACUAAUUCAAAGAGAGAAUAUCAUAUAAAGAAACCAUAUAAUAAUAGACAAAAUGAAUCUUGGCGAAAACAAAAGGUUGAUGAUUUGUCAGAAAAUGUGUCUAAUAAUAGUCGUCAACACCAAUUUGCUUCAAAGCACAUAAAUCAGAAUAAGCCUUUAGAAAAAAAAAGUGAUUUAAACAUAGAACCUUCAACAAGUGAACAUAAAGUAAUUUAUAAUAAUUUACCUGUAAAAAAAUCUAUUGAGCCAAUGAACAGUUUGAACAACUCGGAUAGUAUUGAGACAAAACUAAAAAAGUUUGAAAACAAAUUUAACUCCUUGGGCAAUUUACAUGUUGUGUCAAUAGAAAAAAACUCUAUCAAUAAACCAUUCAGUAGUAGGACACAUGGUAGAGGUAAUAAUAGAUAUGGUGGUUAUAAAUCAAAUUGGCGUAACCAACAAGACGACUCUCAAAAUCAAGACAGUUAUGAAAUAUUUCAUAGCCAUGGAAUUGAUUCUCAACACUCCCGAGGAUAUAAAAAUGAGUAUCCGAAAAAUCAACAAGAUGGAAACCCAAGACAUAAAUUUGGAAAUCGUCCACUAUCUAGUGGGUCUUAUAAAAAAGAUAUUGAUGAUACUGAGAGUUAAAUGUAUUGUACAAAACUAGAUUUGACAUAACAAUUUAUUUACAAUUGAUUUUCAUUUUAUUUAAACUUAAAUUGUACAAUUCAUGUACCAGCUACUAUUACUCUUCUACAUUAUAAUCAAUAUAUUAUUAAUCCAAUUAUUUACUAUUUACUUUUAUUUUUAUCAACUAUGUUAUUAUGUAUUAAUUUUAUAAAGUAAGGAGCCAUUCAUUACUUAAUUUAAAUGUUUUAACAUUUUUAUAAUAAAAUAUUUUUUUAUUAUUGUUA